GUAAGUUCACAGCCCGGGUCGGGUCCCACAGCCUCGCGGUCCAGCUCCGAGCUUUCGCUUCCCGCGGGUCCGCUGACAGCGCUCCUGAUGCUCCUCAGCCCUGGACCCAGUGGAGAAUCUCAGGAACAAGACCAAAGCACACUGCUAGCAACAGAUUCUCCAUCUUUCUGCCUCCAGUUCUCAAAAAAGAAUUUCCAACCCUUUGGGAGAAAGUGACUUUUAUCUCAACCUCUGCCUUCCCUGGCCUUUAAUCUUCAUUUUUGCAAUUCCUUCGGUCCGUUUUGGUUACAUCCCACACCCUGGUCUUCAGCCCUUUGGCACAUUUCCAGCACCUGAACGUUGCGCUCGGAGUUUGGGGUUGAGGGUGUUGAGAGGAGGCAGCAUAAGCCGCGGGCUGGGCAACCAGGCCUGGGUGAGGUCACUAUGUCCACAAAGGUCCCCAUCUAUCUGAAGCGUGGCAGUCGCAAGGGCAAAAAGGAGAAGCUGCGGGACCUGCUGUCCUCGGACAUGAUCAGCCCACCACUAGGGGACUUCCGUCAUACCAUUCAUAUCGGCAGUGGAGGUGGCGGGGACAUGUUUGGGGACAUCUCCUUCCUGCAGGGCAAGUUCCACCUUCUGCCGGGAACUGCAGUUGAGGAGUCGGAGGAGGACGGCAGCUUUGCCCUUCCCUUCCAGUUCACACGCACUGCCACCAUGUGUGGCCCGGAGCUCCCCGUGGGCCCAUUGCUUCCCAUCGAGCCAUCGCCUCUGCUCAAGAAUGCCAUCUCCCUACCUGUCAUCGGGGGGCCCCAGGCCCUCACCCUGCCCACAGCCCAGGCCCCACCCAAGCCCCCUCGCCUGCACCUGGAGGUGCAACCUUCCCCACAGGAGGCAGGAAAUGUGGGCAUCUGGAGGACUCCAGAGGCUGGCUCGCCCCACAACGGGCUGACCCCAGAGUCAGGGGCCGAGGAGCCCUUCCUGUCCCACGGCAGCUCCCUGCUGUCCCUGCACGUGGACCUAGGGCCCUCCAUCCUGGACGAUGUUCUCCAGAUCAUGGAUCAGGACCUGGACGGCGUGCAGAUCCCCACAUAGGACCUCGGCUGACCAGGCAUCCAGGCUGGGGUGAGGCCAGGAGGCCGGGUGUGGACAUGGCCCUGGCCCAAAGUCAAGGAUCCCUGGCCUACCUGUGGUCGCUGGCGGGUGAUUCUCCUUGUGAGCCUUUGUUCCCCUUCCUCCUGUCCUCUCCCCACAGGCACGGUAUGCCUUGUUGGUUUCCCGGAACAACCCACCCAGACACAAGCGGAAGUCAGCCCAGAGUGCCCUGAGCUUCUUGGGCACCAUUUGACCCCACUGCCAACUGCUCUCUCUUGGGAGAAAGCUCUGCUGAAGGAGCCCCCUUUCCACUCUCUUUCCACCCCUGCCCCACUGGAUGCCCUGCCUGAGGGCAGGGAAGAGGCAGCUGGAGGACUUGGGCCCUUGGUGGGCUGUUCCACACCUUUGGCUUUGUGUCCUGGACUGGUAGCCUGGUAUCAGUGACCAGAUGUGUCCAGCCUCGUGUCCUGUCCCAUCCCUUUCUCACAUGACCCGGGGAUUCUGGUUGCAAUAAAAAGUGCUGCUUCCUGUGGCUGAGCAUCCU
Marmota flaviventris (yellow-bellied marmot) is the source of this 1615-nucleotide messenger RNA. RefSeq names its product CDC42 effector protein 2 (gene Cdc42ep2). The record is from RefSeq and is a predicted model, not a curated record. NCBI's taxonomy places the organism in Eukaryota, Metazoa, Chordata, Mammalia, Rodentia, Sciuridae. Gene Ontology annotation, cellular component: cytoplasm; plasma membrane; cytoskeleton. Gene Ontology annotation, molecular function: small GTPase binding. Gene Ontology annotation, biological process: positive regulation of pseudopodium assembly; Rho protein signal transduction; regulation of cell shape.